Messenger RNA from Apis laboriosa (Himalayan honeybee), 1434 nucleotides. RefSeq names its product ciliogenesis-associated TTC17-interacting protein-like. The record is from RefSeq and is a predicted model, not a curated record. The transcript is spliced from 7 exons. Lineage: Eukaryota; Metazoa; Arthropoda; Insecta; Hymenoptera; Apidae. Bases 1 to 1320 code for a protein of 439 amino acids.
AUGAAGGAUAUGAAGCCAAUAGGCAGUUACUCUAUUUUGGUAGAAUCCAUUGGACCUAAAGCUCAAGAAUUUUUAAUACAUGUACAAUCUUCGAUGUCUAUUGAUGGUCAUUUCGGUGGGUCAAAAGUUAUCAGUUCGGUGACAUCGAAAUUUCAUUGCCUAGAAGAAAAGAGGACAGAAUUCAUUUACGAAAAUGGUCUAUAUGAAAAAACAAUAUUUAUAGGAAUAGAAGAUAAUUGUUAUCAUGUAAAAUUAACACACACUUGUCCAUGUGAUAAAUCUUCGGAAAUUAAAGACUUAUCCUUUUACACUAACAGUAGAUUAAUAAGUGAAGGAGCAAAUAUAUUACUUAUGCGAUAUUUGGCACUUAUAAAUUAUGAAGGAAUAUUAUCUUUUCAAAGCAUUUCUAUAGAUGGAGAUUCCACAGAAUCUAAUUACAUAUGUACUCCUAUUGAAUGUAUGGAAUUAGAUAAUCGUGUAUUAAAUGUUUAUACGAUUGAACGAAAACUAUGUAGAGAAGAUGGAACUGUUCAUACUAUAAGAACAUAUUUAACAGCAAAAGGUAGAAUACUCCGACAUAAUUGGUUAGAUGUGCCAUAUAUUUUGAAAAUUAAUCCAUUAGCAGAUUUAAAUAUUCCAAGUAAAACAAUAAGAAUAGAAACACCAUUAAAAGAUUCUUGGAAUGAAGAUAUUGAAAUGUUUUCUAAAUAUUUAGAUAUAAAAUUUUCCAAAAUCGCUGAAGAAACGGAAUACUUAGCUGAUCACCCGGAAAUAAAACAAUUAAUUGCAGAUUAUAUUCAAAUACUGUUAGUUGUAAAACCAGAAAAUGUGAUAGAUUUUACAAUACAACAUUUUAAAGCAUUUGCAAAAAAUCCAAUGACUUGGGAGACCAGUACAUUGAAAGAAGAUUAUGAUAAUAAUGUAACAUCACAGCUCACAGAAAAGAAGUUGGAUACUUUAUGCAAUAUCUGUGGAUUUUAUGUAGAUUAUACUGCAUUGAAAAAGAUUUGUUCGCAAGAAAUUACAUGUUUUACAGAAGAAAAUCAUGAAAAAAAUUCCAAAGUUAUAAGCUCUAUUGAUUCAAAAAAUUCAAAUGAUUUUACAUCUGAUAUUGAAGAAAAAUUGGAUAUAUCUACUUCAAUAAAUCAUGUGUCUAAUUUUUCUUCACAAUUAAAAAAAACUUGUGAUCAAUAUGAAGCUAUUAUUAAAUUUUAUAACAAAUAUAAAUCUUAUACCAAAUGUUCUGAAUGUUCUAAAAUUUCUAAAAUAUGUACAAAAUGUUCUAUCAUAGAUCAAAUAUUACACAAAUUAAAAGACUAAAUAACUAUAAAUUGUAUUUGAGACAUAUAAACAUUAUUUUCAAUUAAUGCUAAAAUUUACCUGUAUCAUUGUCUGUUAGGAGAUGUAUCUUUUUGGGAGUUACAUAUAACGCAA